UAUCUGUCAACAUUUGUACAUCAUGAAUUUCAAUUUCGUUUGUUGUUUUUUUUCCUUCCCAAAAACUAUAUAUGGCGAUGAAACAAUGAAACUAACCACCGCCAAUCCCGGCCCUGCUUUUCAAUUUCGUUUGUUUUUGCUAAAUUUUGCAAAAGAAAGCAAUGUAUCGGUGAAAAAAUGAACCAUAUAGUUCUGUGUCGAAAUUACGUUGCAAGUUGCCUCGUAAGUUGCAAAUUGCCUCGUAUAGCACAGUCUUAAAUUCGCAUCUCUAUUCGAAAGCAAAAGCACAAUAUAUUAAAUUAGUCUCUCAAAGAUGUUUGUUCACGCCAAUCAUUCACUUUGAUAUUACAGUUCAACAUCUGCUCAAAAGUACAAAUAUAUUUUUGAGUGAAAAUUUCCCGAAACAAUAGAUUGUUACAGUCUUGGAACGUUCUUAAAAAUAAUUGCUACAAUCGUUUGACAAUGGAACGAAUUUGCGAAGCUACGAUAUUAUAAAAGAAAAAUAAUUCACACGGUCGCGUAAAUUAAAAUGUUCCAUGACCUAAUCUUUUUCAUCUCGCCAGGCCGUGAUAACGAAAAUUACUCAUUUAUCUAUAUUGAUCUAAAGACUAAAAGCUAGUUCUAUGUUCUAAUCUUUCGCAAGGAAACACAUUUUCGGUUCUGCCAUUUUGCUGCAUAUAUCUGAUUAGAAAUAUAUCUGGUUUCAUGUUCCAACUACAGCCUACUGUAUGCUGUUGAAAUACGUAUCAUGACAUUUGUAAUUAUUUCUAUAGAGCCAUACAGAUUUGUAUAAAAAGCUUUCGGCUCCCUCCCCUUCCGUUUCGACUACUUUUCAAUCGGAAUGCGUGUUUGUAUUUGAAAUAGAAAUUACAAAUACACUAUCUAAGUUUGCCACUGUAACAUUCUCAAGUGUGUUAAAAUUGCAUAUCUUUUGAAAAUCCAAAAGCCCUUUUUUGACAUCUGCCAUGACCCUAUCAACCGUCGCACUUAAUUAAUUAUUUCGAAAGCUUGAAACGCAUUAGUCAGUCAAGCACAUUAUAAGCAGUGUUUAUGCUAGAGAGGCUUGACAUGUCAGGCACUUGACAUUUAGCGAAUAGCAGACCUCGGUCAGAAAGUGGGAGCUUUGGAUUAAGGCCUCUGCCCUGACGAAAGAAAUCAUGAACAGGGUUACUGUUAUUCUAUUUCAUGGAGUACUUUUAAUGUUUGUUCAUGAACUUGUGUUAGCAAAUGCCUCGCAGCAAGUCGACGAAGGAAAUUACAUUGUGCCACGGACGACUCUGGAGUUAUCAUCUAACAAGAACAAGUCUGCCGGUAAGUAAGCUGUUGUUUCGCCCCUACUAUGACUAUGUGCUCCCUAAAUCACUGUUGUUUCGUCUAAAUCGCUGAUUCGCCUUUUGGAAAGGCACCAUAGCAUUAAUACGACUUUGUCGUAACCUUUGAGGCCACAUUAUUAGUCUACAAUAGAUUGGAUUAUUAGCUAUCGUGAUUCAUAUGGUAUGUGUCAGGAAACAUACACCGCGUGUUGCUAUCCGGUUGUUGCAUUAGUUGUUUUUACAGUAUUUAUUAGCUUCGUUGCUUUUCCACAUUGAAGCUAAACACACUCGUUAUAUUUACCCGAGAACUUGAGCUACAAAUUAUGAUUUAUUAUACAUCGUUAAGUCUUUAAAUAUUCUGUUCAUGUUUGGUUGCCAGUAAAUGUUUGGCAGAGCAUUCUCUUGUUGAAUGUAACUAUUUUACUACUUAUUUCGCCUUAUUAAAGUGGCAGUAGUGUGCUUUAACCGUGUUUUUGGAAGAGCGUGUUGCCUUGUUGACAUUACGCAUCAUGGGUAUAACCGUUUGGCGUGUUGGUGCUAAUUGUUUUUCUUUAUCGGUCGAAAAUGUUCAUCUAGAGUGCUAGGAAUUCAGAAUGCGUAUAGGAUAUCUGAUAUGUAACCGUGUUUUGCGAUUUUUAAUUGAGGGUGCAGAAAGCGAGCUUUUUGAUGAGUUUCGCAGAGCCAGAGUCAGUUCAAUUAGUCUGUGAGCAUUCAAUAAGGUACAAGAUCGCGGAGUCGAAGCAUACGGUUUGUUUAAACAUAAACUAAGCCCAUUGUCAUGCUUUGACACGUUCAAACGUGAUAUACAACCUUUUUACCGAUAAUUUUUUGGUUAUGUAUAUCCAUUUAGUGUCUCUAAAGACUAAUGUAGCUUCACGAUACAAUUUAAUAGGCGAGUGUAUAGAUCCGCCGUCAAUAAUGUACAUUUAAAUUGAACGAAUUCGCCACACACUGUUCGCGUUAAUUUGCAAAAUAUUUCGCACGAGCGCGCUAAGCGCACGAACUGUGAAAACAAACGCGAUUUUCGCAAAUUUUGGGGUUAGAAAGGGCAGUUCUUCGCCAGUAGCCAUAUUUCGUGUGAAAAAUUCGCAAACAGACAACAUGUGUGUUUCUUUUGGGGGCGAACGAGUCAGCUGUCGAUUGAUAUUUACAUAAUAAUAUCGACCUCAAAGCGUCCGACUCUGCGGUGUCUUUUGUGCUUGCGAUAAAAGGACUUUUAUAUAUGUAAAUAAAGCCAUUAUCAGUUGCUUUGGGAAACUUACGACAAAACAACAACGUUUAAAUUGUUCGAACCGAGUUGUGAACAAUGCCUGUGUAAAUAGCAAUAGAUCUUUUAUCCAUUCCCAUAAAGAUACGCUAUCUGGCUAGCAUUACGGGGCGGAAUAUAUCAUCUUAUACACUUUUUUCCCAUUGAAAAACCGAAUAUUGCUCACCUUUAGCGGCGGCGUGUCGCACGAUAGGCCACUUAGGCUUUUAAUAUCUGUGUAUAUAAAACAGCAAGUGUGCUCUUCAACUUUUCCUAAACAGGACAAAACCUCUCGGGGUUGGUCUACUGGAAUCUUCAGGACUCUCUGUGCAGGAUUUGCCGCAAAAAUGUCGCUAUUCACAUAAUUCUGAGAUUAGGACAGAGCCGUCUGGGAAACUGCAGAACAUUUUUCGUGAAUAUGUAUACGUAAAUUUGUUUGUCGUUGAUAUGGGGUUUAUUUUUGCUUUUAACGUUUGCCGGCCGAACAGGAAAAAGCACUCGUGAUUUGCCCUUGAGUACUUUAAGAUAUCUGCUUGAAAUUUACCGACACGUGUUAAAAUAAAGAUUUGAAUUACAAGCUAGGAAACUGUAUGUUCAUAUUUCAGUAUGUGAGCAUACGAAAUUCCUUAAUAUAUUUAAACUUGUGAACUGAACAAGCUUUUUGAAUUCCGUGAACCGCAAAAACUGUACACAUACGGUACAGUCCAACUUUUGGUUUGUAUAAGAAAUUCACACGUUUGCCGUGGCAGUAGUCUAUGGCAUUGUUCUUAGUCUUCUAACCCUGCUUGGUAACUGAUUUGAAUUAGAAGGAGAAUGUAGCAGAUUUUCAGGCCAUAGUUGAUACUUCAAAUGUGAAGAGCACAAGCCAUGUAUAUUUAAGCGCAUGCGCGAGAUAUUUUCGCAUACAUUCCCUCAAACAUGAUGCUUGCAAAUGCUUAGACGUGAUGAAAUAGUGUUUCAAUUCUGUGAACGUCCUGGACAUAAUUUAGUUGUAACUUAUUUGAGUAUAAUUUAUAUUAUCAUGAACACUUGAAUUAAAAUAUUGCAAAUCCUGGUCUUAAAUAGUUAAGACCAAAACGUCCAAACAGCUUUAAUGGGUCGUCAAAAUAAUGUGAAGUACUGUAAAUUUAACCCUUGGAGUAAGGCGCAAAUAAUAGUAAAUGUUUACUAUUUUGUCGAAAAACACCAGUCGCUAUAGACACGAGCUAAUAUUGUAGUGUUGAAAAUUGUCGGUAACAUGUAAUCUAUGUCAUAUCUGUCAUGUGAACACUUGGCCAUGAACCGUUCCAUCAAAAAAGACAACAUAACACACAAGGUCAAGGACAAGCUACAUAUUACAAACAAACUGUAUAUGGUGUGGUCGAUAAGAAAUAAGUAUGUUCAUGAGUAUGUUCAUGAAAAUACAACAAGUUGUGCGGCAAAUUUUGACCGGUCAUGUAGUCAACAUUGUAUUAAGCCUCUUUUCUGCACGAGAGGUUAAAAAACAGCAUUAUAGAGUUAAUAGAGUUUUAAACUUUAACGGUAUAUGCCUAUUGACUAUUUCGACAUGUUGGUCCAACAUCAUUAAAACAUUGUUGGGUGCCUUGUUGGGUAUAUGCUUGGGUAGUGUAUACUAGUGUUGGUUGAUGUUCGAUUAAGUUUGACCCGACAUUGUAAGACCAGAAUAUUUAAAUAAAGGGCUUCAAACGAGGCCAAGAUGUCCGCCCAACAUCAUGAUCAAGUUGUUGGAUCAUGUUGUUUUGGGUUUGAUUUUGUUUAAAAGUUUCAUGGCAGUUGACGAUUACUAUAUACGCGUGAUCGAUGUCCAUGAGCAUGCACGCUCCCCAAAAAUGCAACAUUGUCAAACAUCGUUCGUUUGAACGUGCUUGAUAAGGCAAGUGUGGAAACUGAAAUUGAAAAUCAAGUAUAAAAAACAUGUAUAGCUUGAAAUCUUUUGAAUUAAUUGUUUCUACGAUUAAUUGCCAACGGGGUAAUAUUCUAAGUUCAAAACAUGCUAGAAAUUACAUGUAACUUUAGUAUUCUUUUUAUUACUACUUGUUACUUCAAUCUUCAUCAACUUUAUUAUUUGCCAACUUAAUUGUAUCAAAAGACAACAUUAUUUCCACGAUUAUUUCAAGCGGGUAAUUGAAUAAUGUCGAUCACUAGUACUAGUGGUUAACAUGUAACUUUAGUAAAUCUCUUUUGUGCGAGUAUAAGAACAAACAAAGAAUAUAUCCUGAUCUUAUUGAAAUAUAUUUAAUCCGUUUAUAUCAGAUGCGAACCGAAUGUCAACUGUCUCAAUUCUAAUGAACAAUGUAAUAUGAUAAUUUUCACAUAAAUAUCUCACAUACGAAAACUAUUAUUGCAUUUAGUCACUAAUAUUUGCAUUCCCAUAUUGCGGUCUGACAAAAACAUGGACCCCCAGCUAGGCCUUAACAUUGCAGUGUCUGAUUGUCUUUGAAACCAUUAAGGCAUUAACUGCACAACUACAAUGCUAAAUAUGUAUGUAAACAUUCAUUUAGACUGCUUCUUUAUGAUAUCAAGGGAACUAGAAUUACUUCGUAAAAGUCAAAUUAAGACAUGAUCUGCGUGCCAUUAUUCAUGCAACCUCUUAAAUGUACUCAUUUAAUUGCUUUGCCCACACGGCAGUUUGACAUUGUUUAUCUUCCAUCUUUUGUUUCUAUAAAUAAAUUGAUGCAUAUAGUGUGUCAUUUACAGUGUUUCAUAAGAAAACAUCACUAGUUUUUGAAUUUUUACUUUCAGGAGUUUUUAAAUGUUACUUUAAGUUAGGUCGAGGAGAUAUUUUGCAGAAGUUUUUAGCAUGAUGGCAGCACUUUCCUUGCGAUAGUAACUUCUAGUAUUAUAUGAGUGCCUUUGUAACUUUAUUUUCAGGCGUUACGGAAAUAGAAUUAAUUGAUAUAGGGCUGUCUGCAAAGCACACACCCAUGGUUUCCUUUGAUGGGAAACUUACACCUUAUCAGGCCUAGUCAUGGGGGGUUAUCAGUAUACCAAUAUAGUGUAAUACUGGCUCAAUAUUACCCGUAUAUCCGUGCUUAAUCUUCGGUUUAUACCCAUAUUUCAUUCUAUUUAAACAAUAAAGUAGUAAAAUGCAGAGCCUGACUUACGUUUCUUGUGCGCAUGCGCAAUUUGGCUAGCGAAAUUUCUUCUAGAGUUCUAUCACAUUCCAACAUGCUUGCUAGGUUUCCCCAUAUGCCCCAACUCGACUAAAAUUGCAUCUCACAUGCGUGACAAGUACGUCUUCAAUUAAUCAACCCCUUAGUACGAAUGCUAUUUGUUUGUAUAAACUUUUAAUAUUGGCAUAUUUCAUUAAAUAUUCCCACCUUGGGGUGUUUAUAGUGAUUGUUUGCUCAAAUUAAUCUGCAUGUCGUAAAUUGCUUUAUCUAACCACAUAUGGUCGCCAUUAAAAUGACUUGCUUCCACUAUUAAUUUCCUGUUGAGCUUUGCAAGUUUACAUACGAAGGCACAUGGAAAAUGUCUGCGUUACGGACAGGUUGAACAACUUCAGAAAUGUCGUUUUUCGGAGCAUUGACGUCUGUCAAUGAUCUACAUUUGCCACUUCUCACUCACUACAAUCACGGCUACAAUAUAUUCCCAAGUGAUUUUCCAGGCGGGAAACAUAUUCUUAUAAUGAAAAUAAAAAGCCCAGGAUAAUACUUUAAAUGGAGCCAUACACACAAAUAUUAUAUAAACGUUUUUAUUAGAAACGUUUCGUUUUAACUGAAGGCAUCUUCAGAACUAACAGUAAAAACCUCUAUAAUGUCAAAUCAUGACAAGGAUUAUGAAUAAAAUCUAAGUUACCAUGAGUGAAGGCUCGAGUGAAGGCGGGAAUUAGAGUCGGAAAAGAAGGACGGAACUAUACCUUGUUUGUUUAAGGAAGUUUAAAUUUGCAAUUUAAGAGACUUUCGUUUGAGUUGGCGCAGGAAGAAAGAAUUUCGAAGUUUCGUGACUCACCAAUGCAAGCUGUGUGACCAGUGAUAUUAUAGUGAGGUGCGAAAGAAUGCUUGUGAGUAGCAAUCACACAUGCAAACAAGCGUUAUUAAAGGCGCAAAUAAUCAUCUAGUCAGAUUGGUAUCAAGAAUUCUCUAGACGAGAUGGUCUUGAUUGUGUUCUCAAAUUCCAUAUCGACAGCACAUCUCACUGGACAUUGUGAUGUUAUCAGAAAUUGGUAGCUUCAAAUCAGCCUCGCUGAUUCAAAGAAUGCCGCAUGGAAAACAAUCGCACGCCACAUGAGUUCCAUUAGUUCCACACGACAUAUUUUUUUGGGUGGGCGAAGCUGCUCUCCUUCACUUUACCAGUCUUAUAGAGUUAAUUUUAUAAAUAAUCUUUGUAAAAUAUGUUCUUCGUUCUCUUCAUUUAAUUAUCGAGAUAUAUUUACCUAUAUAAUGGCGAUAUCAUAUAUGCAAGACAAAGCAAUUAUGACCCUAGUUGCAAAAUAUAGUUAUGAUGUUCUGGCAAUUUUUGAAACUCAUUUAAAGUAGGCUAUCAUUAUUAGUUUGUUUCUUAUUAAAAUACAAUUAUCAAUGAUACUUUAAAAUUGACGCCAUAUUUACAGCCUGCAUACUAUAUAAGCAAAACUUACUGAACUUCAGACAUCAUUUUCUGUUUGGCGUAUCAUCUAAAAUCUCUUCAUUUUAGCAUUAUUUUACAGAUAAAGCACUAAACAUACAAGUUUGUUUGCCGAUUGAGAAACGUAUCGAAAAACUAAAAUUUUGAAUUAGUCAUAACCUCAAGUGGUAUAUUAUACGCAUUAGUUUUGAGCGCGUGUUACGUAAGUCGUAACAUACAAAAAAAAUCUCUCGAGAAUGUAUUCUUAUUGUUCUUAUGACUUAUGUAUGUAUCUACUGGAAAAAAAUAGUGAAAUUCAUACUACGGAAUUUUCGAUUACAUCACUAAAUCCAUAGUAUAUCCAUACUAUUUCCAUACUAUAUCCAUAGAUAUAGUAUGAAAUUAGUAGAUUCCAUGAAUACCGUAAAUUUCCAGUCAUACCGAAACUGCCAGUUUCGGUAUGACUGCAUGGAUCCCGAAAUUUAUACAUGGUAUUCAUGGCAAACUAAUUUUAAUUUGAUUAAAUAUUCAAAUUAUGAAGUGAACCAUAUUAUCAUAUAAUAGCUGCGUAUAUGCAUUCUUAUAUAUUGUAUGUCUUUUCUAUGCUCAAGCCAUAAUGGUUUCCAUACCCAGAAAAUUAGACGACAAUUAAGUGACGAAAAUAGUGCUAAAAAGCACUCUGGUUAACAAUUUCUGGCUACAUUUCCUUUUAACCUUUUUCUUACUAGGACCAGUCCCGGUUAACCAGACAUAGUUAGGUGGAUAAAGAACUAGGCCCCAUGGUUAUCGAAAAUGAGAUGUCAUUUCUAAAUAUCAUAAAUAUAUAUAUAUGCAGGACAAUAAAUGUGUCGCCCGAUAAAAUGCUAGAACAGACCAUAUUAUCAUAUAAUAGCUGCGUAUACAGCUAUUUCAAUUAUGAAUUUAUUAGCGAUUCCCAGCAGCCUUUCGCGCUCGUAUUCGACUUUUCCGCUUUGCUUGGGGGACAACCUUAAUUGAAAUAGCUGUAUGCAUUCUUAUAUAUAUAUAUUGUAUGUCUUUUCUAUGCUCAAGCCAUAUGGUUUUCAUACCCAGAAAAUUGGACGACAAUUAGUGACGAGCAGUUUAAGUCUAAUAAAAAGCUCUCUGACUCUGGUUAACAAUUUCUGGCUACAUUUCCUUUUAACCUUUUUCGUACUAGGACCAGUCCCGGUUAACCAGACAUAGUUAGGUGGAUAAAGAACUAGGCCCCAUGGUAAUCGAAAAUGAGAUGUCAUUUCUAAAUAUCAUAAAUAUACAUAUGCAGGACAAUAAGUGUAUCGCCCGAUAAAAUGCUAGAACAACAGCAACUCUAAAUCUAAAGUAAAGUGUUGACGUUUCUUGUUCAUUAAUUCGGUUUUCUUUCUCAUUCCAGACGGCCAUAAAAAGAUCUGUAUGAAUAACCUGGAUUGUGAGAUGUACACGAACAAUCAAUGUUGUCCUACGAUAUCUGGUUACUUCAAAUGUCGCAAGAGAUGUCGACCCAAAAAGAGACUGGGCAAAUUUCGUUCUGGGAAAAAAGGAAGUAAGUUCAGUAGUGAACAUUUUGAACCCAUUUUCGUUUCGUCUAAUCUAGUAAUUUGGUUUGGUUUAGUCUAGUUUCGUUCGGUUUGGUUUGAUCCAGUUUAGUUUGGGUUUGAUUUGGUUUGAUCUAGUUUGGUUUGGUUUGAUCUAGUUUAGUCAGUUGAUUUGGUUUGAUCUAGUUUAGUUUAGUUUGGUUUGAUUUGGUUUGGUUUGAUCCAGUUUAGUAUGGGUAUGGUUUGGUUUGAUCUAGUUUGGUUUGGUUUGAUUUGGUUUGGUCCGAUUUAGUUUGUUUUGGUUUGGUUUAGUUUACACUUUAGUUAAAUGCAAGACUGCAUGUGAUGAUUUUCAGACUUCUUGUAUAUCAUGGCCUCUUUUCUUUUCGCAUGCAAGGAUCAAGGAACAAUAAACACAAGAAAAAGAAAACGUUCAGUUUCCUGACAGAUGGUAAGAACUCAAUAAAAAUGAUUAUUGUAUUGUCAUAUUGUAUUGUAUAUGAAGUCCUUUCUGACAAACAUAAAUCUUUAUUUGAAGGUUGUACCGUUGGUCAUAAUAAAGUUUACAAGGAAGGUGAAGUCGUUCAAGCAAAGGACGGCUGUAAUGACUGGUAAGGCCUUUAUGCCGGAUGCUCCUUUUCUCUAUGGUUUCGGUAGCAGUUCAGUUUUGAGGCUACGAUAGCGCAGUCAGUGCCGCAGAGAGGUUGGCGGGGGUCCGGGGCAAAAUUUUUUUGGGGGGGCCCCUUUUUGAAAAAAAAUUUUCCGGAAAAAUUUUUUCUGGACAACAACCUCCCCAGGGGCACCGGGGCCCCAGCACCUCUCACGGGGCCAGGGCAGUGCCCCCUCUCGGCGGCUCUGAGCGUAGUCGUCAGAGCAAGCGUCUUUCACCUCUCAGAUCGUGGGUUCAAAUAGACCUUUCCCUUUUAAGUGAAAUUUUGAUCUAGACAAGUCUGGACAAAAAUUUCAUCACAGCUUGAAAGAGCAUCACAAAAUUAGUAAUAUUCGAAAGUUUCGUUGCGAAAUGUUGUAAAAUGCGGAUAAUAUAGCCUUGCGAAGUUUGCCGUUUUUCAGUCAUUUUGAUUACAAAUGGGAAAUUGAUAAUCAGAUGAUCAAACUGAUUAUCAAUUUCCCGUUUGUAAUGCAAAAUGACUGAAAAACGGCAAACUUCGCAAGGCUAUAUUGGCCGCAUUUUACAACAUUUCGCAACGAAACUUCGGAAUAUUACUAAUUUUGUGAUACUCUUUCAAGCUGUAAUUUUGUGAUACUCUUUCAAGCUUGUCCAUGCAGGCUAGUCUAGAUCAAAAUUUCACUUAAAAGGGUUUAUUAGCCUUUCUCACACCGCCAUUUUUGGGUGGCAUUUCAGCAGAAGUCUGCGAGAUAAGUCCACAUAACAGCGACUUUUUAUAAUUUUUUUUGACAAAUGAUGGUAAAUUUGCUUUGUAAAUGGUUAGUUUAUUUUGAAAAAUUGCUUUUCACAUUGUUUUAAUUGUCUGAAUUGGAUGCCACCAAAAGAUGGCGGAUAUUCGUCAUCGUGAGAAAGGCUAAUUCUCGCUGCGGACUCAUAAAACGUAUGUGAAAAAAGAGUCAGUCGACGCUCUACCGAAAUUCGUGGGUUUCCCCCGGUACUCCGGUUUCCUCCCACAGGGACUCGAAUGUUGACAAGGGGGUUGGGGUAAGCCCCAAACUGACCCUUCCGCUGCAGGUGGCUGCCGGGGACGCCCUUAGAAAGCCUGCAUGCGACUUCAUCAGAUCGAUUGAGCUGCGUCCUUCUUCCUCUGAAGAAUAGACCCAUUGCACAUGACGUCACAGCGCCAGUGGCGAUGCAUCUGGAGGACAAAUUAAUUAGCAAUAUUCUAUGCAUAAUAUAAACAAAGCAAAAUUAUAAAAAAUUUGUAUUAAAAUGGUUAAUUUUUGCGCUGUAUGUGGUUGUUGUACCCGAAUAGAUAUUGUUAGGGAGCAUCUGGAUGACACUUUAAGAAUUCGUGGCGUCUGUGCAAUGGGUCUAUACGGGAUUACUGUGCUCAUAUCAGGCAGAGAGCUUGAACAGUCUAUGCCAGUGUAGGCAGUGCCAACAAUAGUGUAAGAAAGUUUCGGAUGGACAGGGAUGCAACUGCCUGAAAAAAUACAAGGAGAAGUUCGACGUUUCGAGCGAAGGCCCUACUAAUUUCCCGACGAAGCGCCUUCGCUCGAAACGUCAAAGUUCUCCUUGUAUUUUUCAGGUAGUUGUAUCCCUGUCAAUCCGAAGCUUUUUUAGAGAGAAAAGUUGACUAAAGUCGCUCCACAUUUCUUGCACGCUGAACUUGUUCUGUUCAAGUUGUUUACCAAAUGUUUCAUUUGUUCCAUUUUACCAGCAAAUGUCAGAAAGGAAAAAUGAUCUGUACAAAAAGACAUUGUCCUCCUGGUAAGCGUCCUUAAUCUCCGAUCAUACAUAGGAAUAUCAUACAUUGGAACAUGUGAAGUGCUGUGAUUGUCCGGAAUUUCUAAAACUAAGAACAUUUUUUUAUUUAGGAAAAUGUGCUUAUAAAAAUGCGUUAUAUAACGAUGGAUAUCGUUUAGUGUUACAUAAUGGAUGCAAAAGAUGGUAUGUGUAUACUUCGGAUUCUUUGCAGUGGGGAACACAGUUACUUCACUAACAUGUGACUCUCUGUUGAAAGCGCAUAUAAGUGAUGGACAUUUUUCUUUCUUUACUUACAGCAUAUGUCAAUAUACAUCGUGGAAUUGUACAAGUCAUCCUUGUGUAGAAGGUAUAAUUUAAUUCAACGUAUACUCAAAAAUCAAGUCCUUAUAACAGCAAGAUCAGGGAUGGACUAUUAGAUAUCUUGGGAGGGAGGAAGGGAGAUUUUCCUUGCAAGAAGUUCGGAGCUUUGUCGAACAUUUUUCACGUACGGUGUAGAAGCUGUGCAGAAAUUUUUUCUAUAUGUUUCUGCAUUUUCUCGAAUAGUAUUUCCAUAUAUUUCCGAAUAGUUCCAGUAAAAUAUGGAUUUAAAUGAGAAUCCAGAUUUAAAUAGGUUUUGGGAGAGGAUGCCCCCAGACCCUGCCCCUAGAAAGCUCGCACAUUCGCCGCUCAUUCGAUAAAAUCUCCAGCCAGCAUGUCACUGAAACUUAGCGCAUCUGCACUGUUAACGAAAAUCGAUAUAUCACCUAAGUUAUGCAUUUAGCUCACUGGGUUGAUCCCAUGCCAACUUCAACCUAGGCUAGUUCAACCCAGUGGUCCAACCCUACACUUUCACGAACUGACGGUAAUAUAUCCUUGUCUUCUUAGAAGUUGUCAAACAACCAACGUCUACGGCGUCAAUCCUCCAAUCCGCCUUGCUCGCUCUUAUAUGUUCAGUGAUGCAUUUCCUGUUGCUCACAUGACGUAUUGAGGAAUGAUUAUAAUUUGUACAGAAUGAAUUCGACGUAACAAAGUUGCGAUAUAUUCGGACACCUGCAGCCUCGUGCUCAGACCCUUGGAAUGCUUCACAACGUGGAUACUGUGGCUGGGAACACUUAAUGGGAAGACGUUAUUUCAUUGACCUCAGGAAUGACAUUUCGUCAAAACUGUUUUCUUCAAGAUUGGUUUAGAAAUAAACUUGGAGUAGGGUUAGGUUAAGGUUAGGGUUGGGAUCAGGGUUAGAGUUGGUGUUUGGAAUAGGGUUAGUCUUAGCAAAACCGUUGCUUUGUUACGAUUUGUCACUCUGAGGCCAGCGAAAUAAUCUCUUCCCGCUUAAUGAGUCAUCAUUGGCCUUUUUUCCACCAUAAUCUAUCAAGAUAUCAAGAUAUGAUGGGCUGGAAACUAAACAGAAGUCAUUGUAUCAUGUUUUUGACCGAGUUUAUGUUAAUUUGCGCACGGUCCAAUAGGGAUAGCUGAGCGAGCGGAUUAGACGUGCAACCACAAUGUUUAAUGAAGUUGAUACAAAGGAUUUGUGCCUGUCAAGGUACAGUCCAAUAAAACAAAAGGUCUUCUAUUUUGUGGCUUUGGAGUUUGUCGGGCUUCCAGACCGUCGUAUCGUGACAGACUAUGUCUCCACGCUCCCUACUCCCUUCGCACAGACACAAGCAAGGCAAAGUCCUGUGGGCGAGGCUGAAUAUUGAAUGUAGUGCCAGUAGUGGGGUAAAUUCAGUAUCCCGCAAAUCUCAGAGCUUUCUUUAGUCACAAUUCAUACGUUGCACUUUCGUUACUUUCAGAUAAAUAUAAUAAAAUGUGUAAAAAAUGCAACGGUAGUGUGUCGUAUGAAAAGAAUUCUGAUUUUUAUGAACAAAUUUGUCUAAGAUGCAUUUUCUGUCGUACCUAAGACCUAUUUUCAAAAUUGGGUACAGAUAAUAAUUAUGAUUGUUUGCUUGCUUUGUGGAUUCAACUAAAUCGUAUUCGAUUUAAUAACUACAGACUAUAGUUAAAAACUCCGCAUAUGACCUGAUAAGAACCAAAAGUUUAUGAGCAAUUUAGCACCAAAAUACAUCGGCGAGUUUUUUCAAAUAUUGAAAAGGGGGGUAUUGCUAUUGUGAUGUCUGUCCCAAAUCACUCUCUUGCCUAACUUUGAAACUAAUGAAUUUAUGUAUAACAAAAAGAAAUUGAUAAUAUUAUCUUGUAAAUAGAACUUUUUAUUGUAACAUACAAACUGCAGUGAUUGGGCUAGCCCGUUCUAGGGUAAUCUGUGAAAUUUAAAUUAUAAAAAAUAGAUUUAGUGAAAUCACGGCGUGUAAUAAAAAUAAAGAAAUGAAAGAAAAUGAGGUUUUUUGAAAUAUUUGUCGUGAUCUUAUUUUGUGUUUCUAUUUUUGCUUUGCUUUUAUGUAUGCGCAAAAUUCAGUGCUAGCGUUGGUGGUGACAAAAACAUCAGAAAACAGGGACCGCGGAGCCUGUU
Messenger RNA from Paramuricea clavata, 13477 nucleotides. The record is from the annotation of a GenBank genome assembly. Lineage: Eukaryota; Metazoa; Cnidaria; Anthozoa; Malacalcyonacea; Plexauridae.